AUUAACAAAGUUUAUUAAUGGUUUUAACAACAAACUGUUGAGGAGAAAAUGAGUAGGAAUGAAAGAAAGUCAUUUAGGAUGGUACAUCAGAUCAGAAACACCUUUACAUCAGAUCAGAAACGCCUUUACAUCAGAUCAGAAACGCCUUUACAUCAGAUCAGAAACGCCUUUACAUCAGAUCAGAAACGCUUUUACAUCAGAUCAGAAACGCUUUUACAUCAGAUCAGAAACGCUUUUACAUCAGACCAGAAACGCCUUUACAUCAGAUCAGAAACGCCUUUACAUCAGAUCAGAAACGCCUUUACAUCAGACCAGAAACGCUUUUACAUCAGAUCAGAAACGCCUUUACAUCAGAUCAGAAACGCCUUUACAUCAGAUCAGAAACGCUUUUACAUCAGAUCAGAAACGCCUUUACAUCAGAUCAGAAACGCCUUUACAUCAGAUCAGAAACGCUUUUACAUCAGAUCAGAAACGCUUUUACAUCAGACCAGAAACGCCUUUACAUCAGAUCAGAAACGCCUUUACAUCAGAUCAGAAACGCCUUUACAUCAGACCAGAAACGCCUUUACAUCAGAUCAGAAACGCUUUUACAUCAGAUCAGAAACGCUUUUACAUCAGAUCAGAAACGCCUUUACAUCAGAUCAGAAACGCCUUUACAUCAGAUCAGAAACGCCUUUACAUCAGAUCAGAAACGCUUUUACAUCAGAUCAGAAACGCUUUUACAUCAGAUCAGAAACGCCUUUACAUCAGAUCAGAAACGCUUUUACAUCAGAUCAGAAACGCCUUUACAUCAGAUCAGAAACGCCUUUACAUCAGAUCAGAAACGCUUUUACAUCAGAUCAGAAACGCUUUUACAUCAGAUCAGAAACGCUUUUACAUCAGAUCAGAAACGCUUUUACAUCAGAUCAGAAACGCUUUUACAUCAGAUCAGAAAGGUCUGUGGAAACACUUGCAGAGAGCUGCAUAAUAAAGAGUCUGUGUUGUGCUUCGAUUAGUUAAAAAAUAGAGUAAAACCUGUUGAAUUUUACACCAAACAUUGAAUGAUUUUAUUAUGAUUAAGAUAUUUUGAUAUCUUUGUGUACAAGCAAUGAAAUUUACAAAUCAAUUUACUUUUUUCUAGCGAUUCUAACCUUCCCAAAGACACAACACUUAACUGCUAAAUCACUCCCUGGGCUUAUCGCACAAGAGAUGGACAUGAGCUUGAUUAUGUUUGGUGAUAUGAUAUACUGCCCACCGUGCUCUGGGGAAGCGGUCAGGGACAGGUGAAGAGAAAGCGUUAAUUGAGGCGUGGUUUAGCAUUUGAUGACUUCAGCCAGUUUGAAAGAAUACAUUCUAAUAGACUUGGUAUUAAACCCAUAAUCCUCAGCUCAUAUGUGAGAACGUUUUGUCUUUAAGAUGAAGAGAGAAAAGCAGAUUAACGUGAAGGAGACGCCGUGUGUCCACUUUGUUUAGAAACAGUUUUAGCAAAAAAGAGGAAAUACAACGAACCAACAAACUCAUCCAGAACAUAUUCAUCCUGAACGAUUUUAAAACUGGGAACAAAAACCUUAAAAUUGCAAUAAAAUUGUUUGUCAAAAUUAAUUCUACAGACAGCAUCAUGACAGCGGCUCAGAUUUGAUCAGCGGUGGACGAAGUACACAAAAUUUAUUCGCCUUCACGUCCAUCCAUGGUGGGCUGCCGCAAGGUUUAAUAUGUGGUGAGAAAUUGGCAAGAUGGAGGUGUAAGAAAAUAUCGAUACAUGUGAGUAUUUCGAUAUUUUGUUUGAUGAUUCUCUAAAACACAUUACUGAUAUUUUAUAGUCAUUUAAGUGAUGAACACUGAUGAUCAUCAUGGCUCCUGUUAGUGGGUGGAUUUGUUUAUCAGGCAGCAGGUGAACAUUUUGUCCUCAAAGUUGAUGUUAGAAGCAGGAAAAAUGUUCAUGCGUGAGGAUUUGAGUGAGUUUGACAAAUUGUGGGUCAGAGCGUCUUUAAAACUGCAUCUCUUGUAGUCUGGUGAUCUGCAGUGAACAGAAUCUAUCAAAAGUGCUCCUGUAGCUCAAACUGCUGAAGAAGUUCAUGCUGUUGAUGAUCGACGGGUCACGACUGUUUUAGCAGCAAAAAGGGGACAACACAAUAUUAGGCAGGGGGUCAGAAUGUUCUAGUAAUCAGUGUGUACUGGUCGCUAGAUAGAUAGCAGUCUUCUUAUAUCUAAAUCUAAACAGUGACAGUAAGUACUCGCAUGAGGGCACGCUAAUGUUGCAAUAACAUCCACCUGUUUCCUGGGGGCGCUAUUGUACAAACGAUUAUGGGUAUAACUUCUGCAUAUUACUUUAAUAUGUAAUGUUUAUGUGGGGGCCGUACUUCAGGUGGGAAAAGGGCAAAAACAACAUGCGCUGUUCGUCACACACUUAUAACCAGAUGAAGUGCUAAAGAUAUCCAAAACAAAAGUAAGUGCACCCUCACAUUUCAGAAAACAUGUUAGUGUCUUCCCAUAGACAAUAGAAAUGAAACGUAGAUAUAUUUUAGAGUGUCAGUGUGCAGUGUGUGUAUCAGUACACAACUCCAUGCCUACUUAGAUCAAAAGGUGCAGGCUAUCUGUU
This is a messenger RNA of Silurus meridionalis, 2578 nucleotides long. RefSeq lists its product as uncharacterized. The coding region runs from base 59 to 967 and encodes 302 amino acids. The transcript is spliced from 2 exons. Lineage: Eukaryota; Metazoa; Chordata; Actinopteri; Siluriformes; Siluridae. The record is from RefSeq and is a predicted model, not a curated record.